Closterium sp. NIES-65 is the source of this 3444-nucleotide messenger RNA. Lineage: Eukaryota; Viridiplantae; Streptophyta; Zygnematophyceae; Desmidiales; Closteriaceae. The record is from the annotation of a GenBank genome assembly.
AUGUCCACCGAGUCGCGCAGCGCGGAGGCGGGCGGCGACGGGAAUGGCGCAAACAGCGUAAACGGCGGAGAUGGCGCUAACGGUGCUAGCAGCUACCCAUCCAGCCUUGCCUCAUGGCCGAACGAGUCGCCAUCCGCGGUUACAUCCCCCACAACUUCCGCCGCUUCUGAAACGAGAUCCGCCGCGUCGUGGACUUGCGCGGGCGCGUUCCCCGCUGUGCGCCACCCCGUUCGACCCACCUCCCUCGCGCUGGUAUCGAAACGAGGACGCGGGAGCGUCUCGGAGAGAAUUGACACGGGGAGAGGCGCAGAGAGAAGCGCGGGGAGAAGCGUGGGGAGUAGCGGCGGCAGCCGGCGCAUCAGCUUCCCCCCCAGCUGUUCAAUGGGUGAUCGAAGUCGUUCCGAAAGCUCUCGUGGUACUGCCAGCGGUGGUCGCGGAGGCGGUGGCGGCGGCGGCGGUGGCGGGGUCGGCCACAGGAGUUUACUGGUGGCGCGUACUGCUGCGCUGGCAUCUGCCAGGCCUACUGCUGCUGCUGGUGGCGAUGCGACAGGGCGCCGCAAUCGACGAGCCCGCCUCGCGAUUACGACUCACACCUCUUUUCCUCUUAAAACUACUAAAGCUACUUGUAGCAGCGGUAUUAGUGCUAGCGAUGCUGAACGUACGAAUGGUUGUACGACCGCUGGUGGCGGGAAGGAGUGUAGCGGAGGUGACUUUGGCGGGAGCUUGACACGCGAUAGCAGCGGCAGCGGGCGGGACGGAGGUGCUGGCAGUGGUAGUAGAGGCAAAGGGGGAGCAGGCGGGAGGGACGCGGACAAGGCGCGCCCCCCUUGGGGCGCGCGAGCCCCUGGCGCAGUGCUGAAAGCGAAUGUGGUUCUGACGGGGGCUGAGAGGCGGGGAGGAGUGUUGAGCGGUGCUGACGUGCGUGUGGAGGGUGUUGUGAGCGCAGGCACGGGGGGGAAUAAUUGUGAGGGCCACGUGGAACGCGUUGCUGACACGGGUGCUGGGGCGGAUGAGGGUGGCGAGGUGCGUGGGGUUGGCGAGGCGAGUGUGGCUGGUGGGAUUGGUGAGGAGGCAACACAAGGGACGGUGGAUGCUGUAGGGAAGAAGGGAGAGGAUGAUGGCGUGUGGACGGGUGGAUACCAAGGGGAGGAGGGCAGGGAGAAGGAAGAAGAGUGUGAAGAGGAGGUGGUUGAGGGAGAGGCUGUCCCACCGGAGAGGGAAGGGUCAGAAGAAUCAGAUGCACUAUGCGGGGACAAAGCGGGGAUGAGAGUAGGAGAGCUGGAGGAGCAGAGGGGGGAGAGCCAAGCGCCGGCGGAAAAAGAGGACGAGGAACAAGAACGAGAAGAGGAAGGUGUUGAGAAGGCAAACGAUUGUGGCGGGAAAGGGACGGCAAGAGGAGAGACUCUUGAUUGCGAGCAGGAAUUGUUGGUGGGCAGGAAUAGUGUGGGUGGCAGCGGCGUGUUGGAAGAGGUCGCACUGGAGGCCGAGCAAUCACUGGCUGCGGGUGGUGCUCUUGCUGCAGAUCAUGCCGAUGCCGAAGCUGAGCCUUUUGUGGUGGUGAAGGGGGAGGAGGACAAGGAAGCAGGGAAAGAACAAGGAGAAGAUAAUGAUCGCAACCUGGAUGCUGCCACUGCUGCUCUGGCCAAGGUGCGUCCGCUCGCCCUGCGCCUGCGAGCCAUGGCCUCUGCUGCUGCUGCCAGCUCCCGAGUCAAGGCGAAAGCAGUUGCUGCUGAAGCUGCUGCUGCCGCUGCAGCUGAGGCAGAGAUGCUGGCCGAGGAGGCUGAUACAGAGGGAGAUGGUGCGUCUGAAGAGGAGGAUGGUGGAGAGGGUGUUGUGAGGGGGGUCUUGGCAGAGGGAGUGGGUGCUAUGCAUGGGGAUAGCAGUAUGGGCGCAGGUGCAGCUGCAUCGGCAAUGGUGGAGGUGACAGCAGCAGUGGGAGCAGCAGCUGCUGCUGCUAUGCCUGCUUGUUUAUUCACAGCAGAGGCUAGUGCAACAGCUGCAGGUGCAAGUGCCUCCAGCAGCAGCAGCAGCACGUCCAUGACCACCACCAUUGCUACAAGCAGCAGCACUGCUGCUGCAACAGCAGCAGUGAUGGCAUCGCAACCACAGCAAUGCCCUUUCAUGGUGGCACCCCCCAGCAGCUCUGUCCCCCCUCCCUCACUCCCUGUGAGGCUCGCCCGUGCGGCUCCCCUUGUGCCUGCGUCCCCCACUAAGAAGAUCCUGAUCAGCAAGAUCACGACUGGCUCGUCUGCGCAGCACCUGCGCGGAACUCUCUGCUCUUCAAUUCUGUGGCGCAAGCCCGCUGCCGCUUUCUUGUCCCCUCCGGUCCUUCCCGUGCUCCGCCAGGCCAAAGAAACAGUCACACCUCCGCCAGCCACCAUCCUAGUGACCUGGACUCAGAGCGUGCUGCUCUUGCAGAACGCUCAAACGCAACUCACUCCUUUGGCCGCCAUGGCUCCACACAAUCGCCAUGCGUCCCCACACCAACGCGUGCCCUCCUCUCUCGGCCUAGUCCUGACGCUGACGCUUCUCCUACUAGCCUCCCCCCUCGCGCCUGCCGAGACUGACAUGUCCGCCGCUACUUACAACGUGCCGUACUCGGAAUGCCAGCGCAACCCCGCGCUGCGCAAAUCGAAAGUCGGAGCGGGAGUGGAUUCGGUGUUGGCGCUGUGUCUCAAGUCCACCACGUCGCUCGAGACCAACUUCGAGAAUGCCAACAAGCUCUUCAUCGGCAACAUGUCCAACGUCGCAUCCUUCGGCGCGUUCUGCGUGGAGAUCAAGGAAACCCUACUCGUGAGCGACGACGGGCUGAGCAUCUACCCGGCGCCGCUGCCGUCCUUCUUCAUCCGCCAGGGGUGGACGCUGCCUCUCUGGGGCCCGGCGCCCGACCCCUCGCUGGUGAACGAGACGGUGCAGAUGACGCUCACCAACAACGGCGUCACGGACCUCAGCGUCACCGGCCUUGACUUCACGCAGUUCGGCCUGCCCGCGGAUUUCUCCGUCGGCCCUGGCCUCUCUGCCAACCUGACUUUCAACCGCACGCAGGUGAACCUGGACUUUGAAACCCUCCCGCUGCUGCAGACGUACCUGUCGGGCACGAACCCGCCGGACCUGCAGGCAGACGAGGUGAUCUCCGUGGUCAUCGUCAAGCUCUACCCCGACGACCCGGACGGGCUGCUGGGCCGCGCCGCCUACGUGUUCCUCAAGCCCACCAACGACCAGAUCAACCCGUAUGAGUUCUACCUGUUUGAAGCCAACUACUACCUGCCGCCGCCGACUUCGUCCGGGCGGCGGCGCCUGCUCGCGGCGAUCCCCAAGACCACGUCGCCGCCGUCGGGGAGCCAGAAGGGGUGCUGCGCGAAAGCCAAGAUCCCGCCCACGUGCAAACCGGGCGCGCCCACGUGGCCCUCGUGUCGGAGCCCGCCCUGCAAGACGCCCUGCUAG